Molecule: messenger RNA, 1530 nt
Organism: Striga hermonthica
Lineage: Eukaryota; Viridiplantae; Streptophyta; Magnoliopsida; Lamiales; Orobanchaceae
Source: the annotation of a GenBank genome assembly
AUGGUGGUGACGGCCCAUUUUAUCGACUCAGAUUUCCAUUUACACAAGAGGGUGCUCAACUUUUGUAAGAUUACUUCUCAUAAAGGUGAAGACAUAGGAAGGUGUCUCGAAGAGAAGUUGGUCGAAUGGGGCAUAAGUAAGGUGUUUACCGUUACCGUAGACAAUGCGAGCUCCAAUGAUGUGGCCGUGGAGUAUUUGAAGAAUCAACUCCGGAAGCAUGAUAGUGAUAGUCUUAUGCUUGAUGAAAACUUGCAUAUGAGUGCGAGGUUGGAUAAGUUUCGGGAGUAUGCGGUUUUAGAGAAGAAGGACAAAAUGUCCACUAUCCCUAUGGAUGUUGUGACUCGGUGGAAUGCCACAUAUAUCAUGCUUCAUGGUGCUUACAAGUUUAAAGGUGUAUUUGCAAGGAUGGUGGAAAAAUUUACGCCAUUUAAGACAUACUUUGAAGAUGGAAGAGUGGGGCCUCCGAUGGAUGAAGAUUGGGAAAAGGCUAUGGGAUUUGCACAUUUUCUCAAGAAGUUCUAUGAUGCCACCAUCAAGCUUAGUGCCACCAAGACUCCAACCUUGCAUCUUGUUCUAAAAAUCUUGAUAAACUUGAAGAUUGAGAUUAAGGCUAGAAUUAGAGAUAAGAAAAAUAUUGUGUUGCAAAAUGUGGCUACUUCUAUGAAGAAGAAGUUUGAUAAAUAUUGGGGCUCUUUGGAAGAUAUGAACAUGUUAAUGUUUGUAGCCCAAACCCUUGAUCCACGAUAUAAGUUUCAAUUGAUGGAGUUGCAAUUAGGGGAGCUUGGCUACACUCUUAAUGAAGUUGAGCACCUCAAGAGUCGGGUGAAAGCACACUUGUAUCUUAUGUAUGAAAUUUACAAAGGAACGGAAAAGUCAUAUGUGGAUGUGCAUGAGGAUGUGGAUGAUGGUGUUGAUCUUGGUGAUGAUGAUGGUGAUGAUGAUGAUGUGGAAGUUCGGAUAGAGCGGAGACUUAAUAAGAAAAGAAAGAAAGCAAAACUCAAAGAGAUAGCUAAUGAAAUUGACAAGUACUUUAAUGAUGCAUAUGAAAGUACAAAGAAUGAGGAUUUCGACUUAUUGGGGUGGUGGAAAAGUAAAAUCUCAAACUACUCUAUUCUUUCCAAGGUUGCUAAGGAUGUACUUGCUUUUCCUAGUUCGACCGUUGCUAGUGAAAAUGCCUUUAGCCUUGGAGGAAGGAUUGUGGAUCCGUUUAGAGCUUCUUUGACAUCUAGGAUGGUCGAGGCCUUAGUUUGCACAAAUGAUUGGCUUAAAGGAGAGGGAUUUCAAUUUCACAAGGAGCCUACGGAAGAAGAGCUUGAGUUCUACAUGGAACUCGAACAAUUGGAACAAAAUAUUCUCAAUACAAAUGAAAUGCCACCACCUCCAUCUAAAAGUGCAAAUCCACCCGAGUCCGGAGUUAAAAAAUUACCGUCACAUCCAUCUCGAGGGGGAAGAGGGGGAAGGGUUCGAUCAAACCGUGGUGGACGUGGCGGUGGAGCUACAUCAUCGAGCAAAUUAAUAGAUGAGGAGUAG